Metarhizium brunneum ARSEF 3297 is the source of this 1131-nucleotide messenger RNA. Its product is annotated as Chanoclavine-I aldehyde reductase fgaOx3. NCBI's taxonomy places the organism in Eukaryota, Fungi, Ascomycota, Sordariomycetes, Hypocreales, Clavicipitaceae. The record is from RefSeq and is a predicted model, not a curated record. Gene Ontology annotation, molecular function: FMN binding; NADPH dehydrogenase activity.
AUGUCCUCCAAGAUUUUUGAGCCGCUACGCAUCGGCCGUAUUACGUUGAAUCACCGAGUGGUCAUGGCACCUCUUACGAGGCUCAGAGCGAAUGACUCUCACGUCCCCGAACCCAUGUCAGCAGAGUAUUAUGCUCAGCGGGCCUCUGUUCCAGGCACUUUUUUGAUUGCCGAAGCUACACUCAUAUCUGCUCGUGGCGGUGGCGGCAGUCACGCGCCCGGUUUAUAUACGGACGAGCAAGUUCGAGGAUGGAAGCAGAUUACCGAUGCUGUUCAUGCAAAAGGCAGUUAUAUCUUCUGUCAGCUUGUGGCACUGGGGCGUGCCGCCGAUCCGGAAACCUUGAAAAGGGAGACUGGCCUCGAGGUGCGAGCACCGAGCUCAAUCGCCAUGGAGAAUGGCGGCAACACGCCGGAAUGUCUGACAGACAAUGAGAUUUGGAACCUUGUACAAGACUUUGCUUCGGCGGCAAAGAGAGCCAUGGAAGCAGGAUUCGAUGGCGUCGAGAUACACGGCGCCAACGGGUACCUAGUCGACCAGUUUCUUCACGAGAACAGCAAUGACAGAACAGACCAGUGGGGUGGUAGCAUCGCCAAACGGGCCAAGUUUGGACUCGAGGUUGCCAAGGCGGUUGUGCAAGCAGUAGGGCCAGACAGGGUUGGGUUCAGACUGAGUCCGUGGAAUACCUGGCAAGGGAUGGAUGCGACAGACCCAGCACCUCUGUUUUGCUACUUGAUUAAACAUGUCAAGGAAAUCGGGCUGGCAUAUUUGCACCUUAUAGAGUCCAGGGUGCUUAACAACGUUGACUGUGAAUCAGCGGGAAAUAUCAUGCCCUUUAUGGAGGAAUGGGGCUCAGCCAAGCCGGUACUAGUUGCGGGAGGAUACAACCAGGAUAACUUUGGUCAAGCUUUGGAGCGGGACUAUAAGGAUUACAAUGUCGGCGUUGUUUUUGGGAGGUAUUUUCUUGCUAAUCCCGAUUUGCCUUUCCGCCUUCGGCACGGGAUUCCUCUUCAAAAGUAUAAUCGCAGCACUUUCUACGCUGUAAUGGAAAGCAGAGGGUACACAGAUUAUUCGUUCAGUCCUGAAUUUGAACAGAAUAGGAGAGAUAACGGUAAUAGAGCGCCCCUACUUUAG